Messenger RNA from Carcharodon carcharias (great white shark), 3637 nucleotides. RefSeq names its product RNA binding motif protein 22 (gene rbm22). The transcript is spliced from 11 exons. The record is from RefSeq and is a predicted model, not a curated record. The coding region runs from base 54 to 1325 and encodes 423 amino acids. Gene Ontology annotation, cellular component: U2-type catalytic step 1 spliceosome; U2-type catalytic step 2 spliceosome; Prp19 complex. Gene Ontology annotation, molecular function: U6 snRNA binding; metal ion binding; pre-mRNA binding. NCBI's taxonomy places the organism in Eukaryota, Metazoa, Chordata, Chondrichthyes, Lamniformes, Lamnidae.
GGGGCGGGAUAUCGGAGGAGCGCCGGCGCGGUGCGGGGCGGGAUAGCAGGAAGAUGGCGACCUCGCUCGGAGCGAACACGUACAACCGGCAAAACUGGGAAGACGCGGAUUUUCCAAUUCUGUGCCAAACAUGCCUGGGAGAAAACCCCUACAUUCGAAUGACAAAAGAAAAAUAUGGAAAAGAGUGCAAGAUCUGCUCCCGGCCUUUCACUGUUUUCCGUUGGUGUCCGGGUGCUCGGAUGCGUUUUAAGAAGACCGAAGUCUGCCAGACUUGUAGCAAACUGAAGAACGUGUGCCAGACCUGCCUGCUGGACCUUGAGUAUGGAUUGCCCAUCCAGGUCCGGGAUGCAGGAAUAUCGCUCAAAGACGAGAUGCCCAAGUCUGAUGUCAACAAGGAGUAUUACACGCAGAACAUGGAGAGAGAGAUCCAGAACUCGGACGGAACGAGACCGGUGGGUGCCCUGGGCAAGGCCACCAGCUCCAGUGACAUGCUGCUGAAAUUGGCCAGGACCACCCCGUAUUACAAACGCAAUCGGCCGCAUAUCUGUUCCUUCUGGGUGAAAGGAGAGUGCAAGCGAGGGGAGGAGUGUCCUUACAGACAUGAAAAGCCAACUGACCCGGAUGACCCCUUGGCCGAUCAGAACAUCAAGGACCGUUACUAUGGCAUUAACGACCCAGUGGCUGACAAGUUGCUGAAGCGGGCAGCGACCAUGCCCAGAUUGGACCCACCGGAAGACAAGACGAUCACCACCCUCUACGUGGGAGGUCUUGGGGAGCAGAUCUCGGAGACAGAGUUGCGGAAUCAUUUUUACCAGUUUGGCGAGAUUCGCUCCAUCACUGUGGUCCAACGGCAGCAGUGCGCCUUCAUCCAGUUUGCCACCAGGCAGUCGUCAGAGCUUGCUGCCGAGAAAUCGUUCAACAAACUCAUCAUUAAUGGGCGAAGACUGAACGUCAAAUGGGGCAGGUCGCAAGCUGCCAGAGGGAAAGAGAAGGAAAAGGACUCGAAUGUUACAGAGUCGGGAAUGAAAUUGGAGCCUGUUCCAGGGUUGCCUGGUGCAUUGCCUCCACCGCCGCCGACCAUCGAGGAGGAGACCCCCACCAACUUCUUCAACCUCCCGCCCAGCGCUCCUCCUGCCGUGAUGAACAUUUCGCUGCCUCCUCCACCUGGACUCGCACCGCCCCCACCGCCAGGGUUUGGAGCCACCGUGUUCCAUGGCAUGCCUCCUCCACCUCCUCCCUUCCUACGUGCUCCUGGCCCGAUCCAUUAUCCGUCCCAGGACCCUCAGCGGAUGGGUGCCCACACAAACAAGCCCAGUAGCGCCUAACUGUCAUCAAGUUGCCUGUUUCCAUCUUCACAGCAGCCAGGCGCCAACAUCAAAAAGAGCGGGAAUUUUGGGAAAGCUGCUUCCUCAAGCGUCUUUUAAAACCCCGAUCCCAAACCCAAUUCAACAAAAAUUCUUUUCUACAUUUUAGAAUUUAGUAACCUUGGUUUAAUUUCCCUCCCAUCUGACCAGAGGGCGGUGUGAGUGGCACACCUCUCUUGCCUGGUUGGGCAGGGUUUGGGAUUUGUAUCUGCCCUGUGUCGUUUCAGUAUAACCUGGCCAGCUGUGGCAAUUCCUGACACCCCUUUCAACCUAAACCGUCGCUGGGCACCCGGUCUGAACAGAUGUUUGAUGUACACUGACUCGAUUGUGAAUUGGACGCCCCCCUCUCAACACUGAGAUGCCCCUGUGGUGUGUCUUCCGCCCUCAAAUCCCCCUUUCAAAGCUCAAGCAUUUACCCUGUGAUGUGACAUUGAGCAGCCAGGGAGGUCCAUCCCCACACCGUCACCAACUUUAGGCAGGGCAGCAAUGGAGGCACUGAAAUUGGCCCCAGCACCCCUGGGCUCUUGGGGUGGUGGGGGCUGUUGAGAUGGGUUGAGGUGGGAAUGUCAGUGAGGUCUCAUGCUCCCAAUUUCUUUACGGAUCAAGACCUACUGCUAAACCCUUCACCACCUGCUUACUCACUCAUUCUCGCUGCUUGGCUUGAGUGCCAAGAAAUGCCCUCCCCCUAGCAGGAGGGAUGAUGCCUGCUGGGAUCCCAAGAACUGUGCCCUCACUGCAUUGGUUGGGUGAGAUGUAAAAAAAAACACAUUUGAGUGGUGUUAAAUCUGAAUUAGUGUGUGUGUGUUAAUGAUCAGUUCCAACUGGAGCCCAGAAGCAGUCUGCUUCAUUGAUUAAAGUGGAAGCAAUGGUGUAGGCAUAAAAGAGUUAAUUGAAAGUGUUCACCCACUGGACCUUCCCUGUGUCUGUAGUCUCCAGAUGCUAGGGAUGAAGAGUCUAAUUACACCUCCAAAAGAGGGCAUCAAAAAGCCAGAGGGUUAAAUGUAAGGAUUGUAAUUAUUAGUGCGUGUGUUGUUUUUAUACAGAGGGUGUCAGUAACCCACGAGUAGAGCAAGUGGUCUUUGUUAUGGUAGGAUACUUGCUGGAAUGUUCUUCACUGAGCCUCCACAAUUCUUCACACACAGCUCUCGGGUAGUGAAAGCGCUGGUUUCCAGUUCCUGGAGCCAGUGAGCAGAGAGAGUGCACAGAGCACCGAGAUUUGGAGUCAGGAUCAGGCAUGGAGAGAUAGUGAGGGAGAGGGGCACUGACUCUGCCGCAGCCAAUGUGACUCGAUGCAAUAAACAAGUUUUCUACAUCCUGUUGGUAAUUUUGGACCCCCUCCCCUUUCUCCAUAUUCAUCCAAGAUUACUCUGAAAACCCAAGGGAGUACAGUAUUGCCUUUUCUCCAUUAAAAGAUUCUUGUGCCACUUUUUGACUUUUUUGGUAACCUGCACAAGGCGGAAGAUUCUGUGCAUCAAAUGCAGCAGCUGUCAUGGGCCGUGUGUACUUGUUCAAUGGCCGAAUUGGAUAGUUGCCCUGACAAAGCGUUUCUUGUCCUUCCGUCUCCACAAGCUGUGAGGCACUGACCCCGUGGUAACCUUGGUAGCCCUCCCAGCUUCUGACGACCAUUCAGCAGUCCCCCUCGCCACCCCAUCGUCCCUCCACCCCCGGCAGCUUAUGCCCUAGACUGCCGCAUUGUGUGAGCGUUGGUAAUAAGUUGACUAUCUGUGGAAGUGGGGUGACAGGCUUCAGAGCUGAGCUUGAAUCUGGAUUUUUUUUUCACACACGUAUGGUCAUGGUCUGUGGCCAGAUUGACUGGGUUGGCCUGGACUGGGUAACCUCUCCCGUCCUUCCCAGCUCCACCACGCCACACCUCAAUCUGUCUGUAGCUGUAGCACAGGCCUGCCACAGUGAGCACCGCCCCCCCCCCCGCCGUUGGUUCCCGACAGUGGGUUACCCAGUCCGUGUGACUCACCUGGAUAAAGCCACUGGUGAGAAUAUUCACCCCCCCCCCCCCCAGGUGGCAUGGCACAACUGGAGCCCAGCUUUGUAAAUUCAGAGUCCGUUUUUUUUUAAAUAUUCCAUAAGCCCCUCCUCCCUCUCCCUCUCUCUCUCUGCCACCCCCCUUCCUCCCAAUUCAUUGUCUUUGAACGCUUGUCGGAGCAGUUGAAAUUUGUCAGGCUGCUGCGGGGAUGCAGUGCAUCUGGUCAAACUGUCGAAAGGGAACCGUGAUCCCUGUCAUUCCAUUCACAUCCAUAAAGGUUCUUUUUUAAGUC